UUUUGUGAAAAAUGAGUUAAAACAUCCGCUACAAACUAUCAGUGUGAUAUUUUGAAACCUGUUUUCAAGCCUCUAAAUGAUACUCCGUUUGGAGGAAGUAAUUGAAUCCAGCUCGCUAGGCCAGGUCAACUCAGCAAUGGCUGCAAAAGAACAUUCAUCUCUGCCUCGGAUUGGUCCUCAGGAAGCCCUGAUCUCAACCCACUUGAUUAUCGGCUUUGGUCCAAACUUUAGAAGAUGGCAUGCCAGAGAGCACACCCUAAAUUGGUUAGCCUCAAACAAUCUUUGGUCCAAGCAGUUGAGCGCUUUCCUCAAGGAGUGCUGCGUGCUGCUAAUGAUGACUGACCACGGAGAUUAA
This is a messenger RNA of Nezara viridula (southern green stink bug), 355 nucleotides long. The record is from the annotation of a GenBank genome assembly. Lineage: Eukaryota; Metazoa; Arthropoda; Insecta; Hemiptera; Pentatomidae.